Molecule: messenger RNA, 1943 nt
Organism: Cuscuta campestris
Lineage: Eukaryota; Viridiplantae; Streptophyta; Magnoliopsida; Solanales; Convolvulaceae
Source: the annotation of a GenBank genome assembly
GAAACGGAGUUGACUAACAUCAUAUUUCUUUGCUAGGCCUCCCUCUAUUUUUCCCUGGGUUCUGUUGGUUUCUUCGGAAUGGUGGCAUUAGUUUAUAGAGCCAAGCAAUAAGGGGCCACCGGCCGGGGAAGAGUUGCCGACAUGAAGCUUUGGGAGAGAGUGACGAUGUUGUCGGAGAAAGUGACGUCCAACUCCCAUGGACAAGAUUCAUCAUACUUUUUGGGAUGGGAAGAGUACGAGAAGAACCCCUACGAUGAGAUCAAAAAUCCCAAUGGAAUCAUCCAAAUGGGACUAGCAGAAAAUCAGCUCUCCUUUGAUCUUCUCGAAUCGUGGCUAGCUCAAAACGCAGAGCCCGCAGCGCUGAAGAAAGACGGGAAAUCCAUUUUCAAAGAACUUGCUCUCUUUCAAGAUUAUCAUGGCCUCCCAUCUUUCAAAAAUGCCUUGGUUGAAUUCAUGUCAGAAAUCCGAGGGAACAAAGUCGCCUUUGAUUCAAACAAGCUGGUUCUCACCGCCGGAGCCACAUCCGCUAAUGAGACUCUCAUGUUUUGCCUCGCCGACCCCGGAGACGCUUUCCUCCUCCCCACUCCAUACUAUCCUGGUUUCGAUAGAGACUUGAAGUGGAGAACCGGAGCGAAAAUCGUGCCCAUACAGUGCUGGAGCUCAAAUGGAUUUAGGAUCACGGAGUCAGCGAUUGAGGAUGCGUAUGAUGAAGCGCGCAGACAAAAUCUAAGAGUCAAAGGGGUUCUCGUGACUAACCCAUCAAAUCCUUUAGGAACAACUUUGACGCGACAAGAGCUAAAUCUCCUCAUCCGCUUCAUCGAUGCCAAGGGCAUCCAUCUCAUCAGUGAUGAGAUUUAUUCCGGCACUGUCUUCGACUCGCCAGGCUUCGUUAGUGUCAUGGAGGUUCUCACGGAGAGAAACUAUGUCAACAGUGAUGUUUGGGACCGCAUCCACAUUGUUUAUAGCCUAUCUAAGGAUCUCGGGCUCCCUGGUUUCCGGGUGGGAGCUAUUUACUCCAACAACGAAUUGGUUGUCUCCGCAGCGACGAAGAUGUCGAGCUUUGGCCUCGUUUCGUCUCAAACUCAGUAUCUUUUGUCCACUCUCCUCUCCGACAAGAAGUUCACAAAAAAAUACGUCGCGAAAAACCAAAAGAGGCUUAAGAAGAGGCACGACAUGCUUGUGAAAGGUCUUCGCGACGCAGGAAUCAAAUGCCUGGAAAGCAAUGCCAGCCUGUUCUGUUGGGUUGACAUGAGGCAUCUUCUGAGCUCGAACACCUUCCAAGCAGAAAUCGAGCUCUGGAAGAAAAUAGUGUACAAAGUAGGUCUCAACAUCUCGCCCGGUUCUUCGUGCCACUGCACUGAACCGGGCUGGUUUAGAAUUUGUUUUGCUAACAUGGCAGAAGACACUCUGAAACUCGCAAUGCGACGAGUCAAAAUAUUCAUUGACUCAACCGUUGCGGACAAUGCCUCGGACCAUAGCCCCAAGCAUUACUUGAGCAAGAAUUCCAAAAGGAAAGGGUUUACAAAGUGGGUUUUCCGGCUUUCUUUCAAUGACCGUCAAAGAGAGCGAUAGCCACGCCACGCCACGCCCCGGCCGGUGGUAAUUACAUUGCAUAAUAAGGCUAUCAAACACUUGAAUGUUUUUUUUCUUUUUUACUUUAAUUAUUUUUAUUACAACCAAAAACCUAUGAGGUGUUUAUUUUACUCUAAGACCAAAUGUACUUAGGUGUUGACUGUUUGAGCUCCUCCUAUUAUUGGUUGUAUUUCUAUAGAUCAUAUAUGCACUCGGUCCAUGUUGGACGUGAAGUGGGACCCAUAAGUAGUAGUUCUUGUUGAAAAAUUGAGUACGGUGAAGAGUCAAAAAUUAAAAGGGUAUAUGUGUAAUCUCGAUUAUCACUUGUUGUAUUCAUAAUUUUAUCUAAUAAAUAAUGCUCUUUUGUUUUU